This is a messenger RNA of Fulvia fulva, 2952 nucleotides long. RefSeq names its product Vacuolar protein sorting-associated protein 11. Gene Ontology annotation, biological process: organelle fusion; endosome organization; vacuole organization. The record is from RefSeq and is a predicted model, not a curated record. The transcript has 3 exons. Gene Ontology annotation, molecular function: protein-macromolecule adaptor activity; protein binding. Gene Ontology annotation, cellular component: endosome; HOPS complex. Lineage: Eukaryota; Fungi; Ascomycota; Dothideomycetes; Mycosphaerellales; Mycosphaerellaceae. Bases 1 to 2952 code for a protein of 983 amino acids.
AUGGCACUGACAUCGUGGAAAGCCUUCCGCUUCUUCGAUGUAUCUCACGUCCGCCUUCCGGAUGCGAACGGCGAGGAUGCCAUUUCACUAGAUCAAUCGAGCAUCAGCUGCAUAGCUUCUGGAGCGACCAACAUAUUCGUUGGAACACCCACUGGCCAUGUACACCUUCUGGAUCAGACGUUCAAGUCGACUCGAUCAUGGAAAGCUCACGAUGCUGGCAGCGUGACCCACAUCGAGAAGAUUCACGAUACUCCAUAUCUAUUGACUCUUGCUGAGACUUUGUCGUCAGAACCUGAGCUGAAGGUAUGGACCAAGGACCAGAACGACAAGAAGACCGGCAACCCAAAAUGUCUUUGCCACUUGACUGUACAGAACGGACGCAAGAACUUCCCAGUGACUGCCUUUUCUGUGACGAGCGACGUGGCACAACUGGCUGUAGGCUUUGGCAAUGGAGCUGUCACCGUCGUCCGUGGUGACUUGAUUCACGAUCGCGGCACCAGGCAACGUACCGUGUUCGAGUCUGAGGAACCCAUCACCGGCCUGGAAUUCCGGGAGGCAAACACGACUGCACUCUAUAUCGCCACGACUUCCCGUAUCCUGGCACUCGCAAUCACUGGAAAAGCUCAAGGGCAGCCGGCACGGUCACUAGAUGAGCACGGUUGUGCCGUGGACUGCAUGAAGCUGGAUCCCCAUUCAAAUGAGAUUGUGGUUGCCCGAGACGAUGCCAUCUACACAUAUGGACCUCGCGGAAAGACUGGCUCGAGCGCUUACGAGGGCGCCAAGAAACUGCUCAGCGUUCACAGUGACUAUGUCUUGAUUGUGUCUCCGCCUGCCAACAACAUCGGCAGAGCGACAGGUCUCCGCGCUUUUGCAGGCACAAGAGCGGAUGAGAUCUUCAACACCAGCACGUUCUCAAUACUCAACAUGGACUUGAAGUUCAUCGCCAUGACUGAGGCAGUCUCGAAUCAAAUCAACAAAAUCUUCACAAUCUGGGGCGAUAUCUUCCUGCUCACGAUUGAGGGCAAGCUGUAUCGGUACCACGAGAAGACCUUUCAGCAAAAGCUUGAGAUCCUGUAUCAGCGCAAUUUAUACGUCCUGGCGAUCAACAUGGCGCAGAAGUACAAAGUCGAUGCCGUACAACAGAACGUCAUCUUCCGCAGAUAUGGCGACUAUCUAUAUCAGCGAGGCGACUACGACACGGCGAUGCAGCAGUAUCUGCGAGCAAUUGACAACACAGAACCUUCACAGAUCAUACGGAAGUUCUUGGACAAUCAGCGCAUACACAACCUGAUUGAGUAUCUGGAAGAGCUGCAUGAGCACCACAAAGCCACGUCUGACCACACAACACUUCUACUGAACUGCUAUGCCAAAUUGAAAGAUGUCGACAAGCUUGAAGAGUUCAUCAAACAACCAGGUGACUUGCGCUUCGAUCUUGACACUGCCAUCAUAAUGUGUCGGCAGGGCGGAUACCACGAUCAAGCGGCGUUUCUCGCCAGGCGGCACGAAGAACAUGGUCUUGUUGUGGAUAUCUUGAUCGAGGACUUGAAGAAGUAUGCCGAGGCCCUGGCGUACAUCGUGCGAUUAGAACCUCAGGAGUCGUAUCCCAACUUCAUGAAGUAUGGCACCGUACUGCUAGAGCACUGCCCAAUUGAGGCCACUCAGCUCUUCAUCGACUACUUCACUGGCAACUUUAGACCGAAGAAAGACGCAGUCAUCGUACAAGAGACGCCAGCGGACCAACAACGAGCCGGCUUUGGUACCAUGGCCACAUCUGCGGCGCAGAACCUGGCUGCCCUCAUACCUUUACCCUAUAUGAACACAAGUUCGAUGCCGACGCCACCUUCGAGAAAUGGCACACAGACUACCGUCAGCCAGGCACAAGUCAUCGAGACCAUUACCGAAGGCGAGUCCAUUGAGUACGAAGUACCCAAACCGCGCGUUGCUUUCUCGUCAUUUGUGGACCACCCAGAUCAGUUCAUCACCUUCCUCGAAGCAUGCAUCAGUAGUAAUGGUGUCAAGCCGGAGAACAGAUCGGACUUGCAGACAACACUGUUUGAGAUCUACUUGCACAAAGCUAGCACCAGCGGCGGCGAGGAGAAGACGCACUGGGAAACAAGUGCCAAGAAGCUCAUUGAGGAGAAGAACGGGUCGAUCGACACCUCGAAUGUGCUCCUCCUCUCGGAUCUCGAGAAGUUCAGAGACGGUACGAUCAUCGUCAGCGAGAAGCAAGGCCUUCGCUUCGACGUGUUCCGCUCUUACACGGCUGCAAAAGACACGGCUGGAGCCAUCAAGGCGCUUCGAAAGUAUGGCCCAGAAGAGCCACAGCUGUACCCAGCAGCACUGGCAUACUUCACAUCAGAUCCCAAGAUUCUGCAAGAAGCCGGCGAUGAGGUGGAUGCAGUGCUCAAGAAGAUUGAUGAUGAUGGCCUCAUGGCUCCACUUCAGGUCAUUCAGACACUGUCCACCAACGCAGUAGCCACGAUGGGACUAGUGAAGAAGUACCUCUCCACUACCGUCCAACGCGAGCGGUCGGAGAUUGCAUCAAACAGAAAGCUCAUCUCAUCCUACCGCGCCGAUACCGUCCAGAAGCAAAACGAGAUCAAUGGGCUCAGCACGAAAUCUGUCGAGUUCCGCACCACGCGCUGCUCGAACUGUGGAUCUCCGCUCGAUCUGCCGACCGUGCACUUCUUAUGCAAGCAUAGCUACCAUCAGCGAUGCCUUAACAUUCCUGAAGGUCAGGAUGUGGAUGAUGCAGAACUGGAAUGUCCCACAUGCUCGCCACUGAAUAGGAUCGUGAGGCAGACGAAGCAGGCUCAGGAGGAGAGUGCAGGCAGGCACGAGCUGUUUACGGAAAGCCUGAAGGGAACUGAACGGGAUCGCUUCGGUGUCAUCGGAGAGUGGUUUGGACGAGGCGUGAUGAGUGCUAAGGGUGUGCAGGUUGCUAGUGAGUAA